AUGGCCGACACAGCUGAAGCUUCGGGAGCUGAUCACCAGCAGGAACCUGCCAAGCGCAACAGAGUGGUUGACUCUGUUGGAGAGAAAGCUCAAGAGGUCUUUAAGGAGGACUAUGCCCAGGCUCGAGAGCAUGUCGCCAGCGCUGCCAAGAGCCGAUCCUACCUCUACCCGAUCAAGGGGAUUUUCUACUUCAUCUCCCAUCGCUCACUUUGGAAGCCAUUCAUCUCCAAGCUCGGUCCGCUGGUCGUUCUCUCUACUGGUGUCAUUGGUGGCAUGUUCUUCUUUACAUACUUGCCACAGCUCGCCGUACUAUUCUUCGUCAAUGGCCCCAUUGCGCCCCUCUCUGCGGUUCUGUUGGUUCUCAAUGAGAGCACCACCAUCAUCAACCUUGUGUCUCGCAACUACCUCCUUCAAGAUGCCCUUCUCGAUGUGUUUGAUGGUACACUCCUUGCCCGUGGAGAUACCCAAAUCGUGAGCGAGGGACGAGAGGUCAAGUCUGGAGCAGAUCCGAUGCAGAAACUUGGCAAGAUCAUCAAGAGCCCCUUUGAGAAGUUCAGCCCCAAGGCUAUUGUCCGCUACGUGAUGUACCUCCCCCUCAACGCCAUCCCGGUUGUUGGUACGGUCAUCUUCAUCCUCAUUCAAGGUCGUACUCGAGGCAAGGGAGUUCACGGUCGAUAUUUCCAACUGAAGAAAUGGUCGCAACCCAAGAGAGAGGAUUGGCUUACCAAGAAUGUUGGCCCCUACACUGCAUUCGGACUAGUUGCCACUCUUCUCGAGAUGAUUCCGGUUGCUUCCAUGUUUUUCACAUUCAGUAACACAGUUGGAGCUGCCCUCUGGGCUGCUGAUAUCGAGGAUAAGAAUGCCUCGAUGAUUGAUGGAACUGCCCCUACUCUGCGUGAAACCGCAAGAAAGGCCGAAUAA
This is a messenger RNA of Fusarium fujikuroi IMI 58289, 921 nucleotides long. RefSeq lists its product as uncharacterized. Lineage: Eukaryota; Fungi; Ascomycota; Sordariomycetes; Hypocreales; Nectriaceae. The transcript has 7 exons. Gene Ontology annotation, cellular component: ascospore wall; lipid droplet; prospore membrane. Bases 1 to 921 code for a protein of 306 amino acids. The record is from RefSeq and is a predicted model, not a curated record.